Molecule: messenger RNA, 1647 nt
Organism: Cyphellophora europaea CBS 101466
Lineage: Eukaryota; Fungi; Ascomycota; Eurotiomycetes; Chaetothyriales; Cyphellophoraceae
Exons: 1
Coding region: 1-1647 (548 amino acids)
Source: RefSeq, a predicted model, not a curated record
AUGCCUGCGCCGCAGGCUCUCUUGAAACAUGCGCGCGAAAAGCGUCUUCCAACAGAAGAGGGAAUGGUCGUUGGCGCCUACUCGGGCAAAGUCAAGAAUGAAUUGAACUUCUUUUGCCAGCUCUUGCAUGAGAAGGAGCUCGAACAAUAUGAGGUUGAGCUCGUCGAGGUAGACAAGAUCGAGGAGCUAGGCCACAAGGAUGCAUACUAUGCCAACCAUGAUGGCGUUCUCUGUUGGCUGUCUGCCCUCGGCACUGCCAUGGCCAUUGCUCUCAUCAUUGUUGCUGUUCGAUACGAUGAUGGGUGGGCUUUGAUAGCUACCGUCCUCCUAUCUGGCACCUCCACACUGGUCGGCUUCGCCUCCCGCUGGACCAUCAAGCUGACCAAAGACUCGCCGAACCCGCAUCGAAAAGACCACAUUCCAGAUGGUGAUGUUGUGAUUUACUAUCCGAGCCAAGGAGCCUUUCGCAUUGUCAGAUGUAGCGAGCUCAUAUCGCGCUUGUACUUUACUCCUGAGAUCGCCCAGCCAUUGCUGUCCGAAGACGCUUACCGUAUCAUGGCGCUGUCGGGUACUAUAACAUUGAUAUUCGGCCUCAUUUCUCUUGGAAAUUCCCGCCCGACGUUGCAAGUUGCUUUUGCAGCCGCCUAUGUACUGUUGAAUGUUGCUUAUUGGGUAGCAUCGGCUUACAAUCUCCAACGGCACUGGACUCAUUGCUAUACGGUACGUGUCAAAGACAUCGACCCUCCAAACUCUGGUGUACCGGAACCGAGCGAAGUACCGCAUAUCGGGACCCUCGACCGCACGCACUCCCACCCAGUCAUGCCCGACUCCCCGGAGCAGGUCAAUCUCUCAAGUUCGACGGCUCUGCCGCCGAGUCAGCCACCGAUCGCAGAUGCUCAUCAUAGUGCAAAUAACAUGCACCCAUCCUCAGCCACGUUCACGUUUGCUAUUCGUCCUAGCAAGAUUAGCGGCGAUGUGGAAGCGACUCCGGGGCCUUCCUAUCCGCCGACGCAGCAGCGGCCGCGAAGGACAUGGUCACAUUUCUCCCAAAAGAGCACAAGCUCGCAGACUUCUGAGCCUCGAGUCACCGCCGAGUUCCGUAACUUCACCACUGCGCUCUGGAAAGCCAUAGCUCUCACUGGCACCGCUGCCUGGCUCGAACACACCAAUAUCGCCCCACACAAUCAAGUGUGGGACGAGUGGAUCACCAGAGCAGCUAGGCACGCACGCCCCAGACUCGUCGACGGACAGGACGUCCCACAGUGGAGAGUCAGAAAAGCGGACGGUAGAGAACAUGUUACGCUACCCACUUGGCCGUACCAACGUGAGCUCAACAAGCUGUUCGAGGAGCAGAGUGAUCGCGAGAAAAAGCGACCUAAGUGGCCGGAUCUAGAUGACCUGCGUAGACUCCCAGCGGCUCUGCCGGUGCAAGAGAUGGCCUCCGGAUCGACCUCGGCACCAAACCUCUCUCUGCGUAUGCGGAGACGGGCGAAGACCGCGGCAGAGCGCGCUCGGCGGCGUCACCCUGGUUUAGGGACACUCGUUGAAGAAGAUGUCACGCCGCAAGCCCAUCGACAUGGCCACGAUAGAGCGUCGUUGCUGAUAUAUCGGGACGAAGUAGAUAGCGCGAUGGUCCUCGGGAGAUAG